CACGGACUAGUUAUUGUUUCUGAAAGGGAAUCCUUGCUUGGCUCAAAGCUCCUGGACUUCUAGCCUAUCGGGACAAGCAUCCUUUUCGUGAACAUCCUUGCAACUGAGUAGCUUCCGCUGUUAUUACGACAUUUCCAUAAACCCGCUUUAUUGACUUAAAUUUCGAAUGCCAAUCCAGACUAUCACUAUUUUGCAUUUACAUGCCCGCAUGAGCUCCCUACCACUCGGCGCUGAAAGUCGCAGCAGUCGCGUUUCUAACUCUUCAUACCUAUGGCCCCGAAAAAUAGCUCCCCUGGGUCUGCGAUUGCGCGCGGGGAAGCCUGGCUUGCAUCAGCAAGGAAACUCUGAGGGCUCUGGAGCGGCUAAGGCGGGAUUGAGGAAGCUCUCCGCGAGCCACCGCGAAUGCGUUACGUUUGAUGCUGCCAAAGAAGAAAGCCGCAAAACGCGUCGCUUGACAUUCACAUUCGAUGACUGGAAGCGACACCGGAGUGGCAGCCGCUACCUGUACCACCUCAAGACACUGGCAGAGUCGGGUAUCGUGCGGGGUAUCGCUGCCCCCGUGGCGUGGGUCACCGCCUUCACAGGGGUUGUGGCCGCCUUCAACUCCGCCCACGCCGCCCGCCUGCUGCCUCCCUGGCUGCCCCCCCUGCCCGCCAUAGCGCUGGAGCCCAUGCAGCUCACCAGCUUCGCGUUGUCGCUGCUGCUGGUGUUCCGCACCAAUGCCAGCUACAGCCGCUGGGACGAGGGGCGGCGCAGCUUCGGAGCCAUCACCACCACCUGCAGGGACCUGGCGAGGCAGGCUUGCUCCUGGUUUCCCUCCGGCCCUUCCCCCCAGCAGCAGCAGCAGCAUGACUCCUCUUCUUCCCCCUCCUCCCCUUCCUCCUCCCCCUCCUCCUCUCCAAGCUCCUCCUCCCCCUGCUCCCCUCGCCCCCACCUGGCCCGCUGGCUGGUGGCGCUGGGGCGGAGCUGUGUGGUGCACCUGCGAGAGGAGCACCGACUGGAGGAUGAGCUCCGAGACGUGCUGCAGCCCCAGGAGCUGGCGGCGGUGGUGGCGUCCGCACACCCGCCCAACUUCUGUUUACAGAUGAUAACCUGGAUCAUUCGGACAGCGGGGCUGCCCCAGGAGCUGGUGAUGCGCAUGGAUGAGAACGUGAGCCGCCUGACCUCCUCCCUGGCCGCCUGCGAGCGGCUGCUCAACACGCCCCUGCCCCUGUCUUACACCCGCCACACCUCCCGCUUCCUGAUGGGCUGGCUGGCCUGCCUGCCGCUGUGCCUCUGGAGCUACUGCGGGCCCGCCAUGAUUCCCAUCGCGGCUUUGGUGGCGUUCGUGUUGCUGGGAAUCGAGGAGAUCGGGGUUUACAUAGAGGAGCCGUUCAGCAUCCUGGCUCUCGAGAAGCUGGCUGGCAAGAUGGAGGCCGCCAUUGCUGCAAUGCUGGCGGAGCGGGAGACCAUUCAACGGCUUGUGACAGGCAACAGCAGCAGCAACGGGAAUGCAGCAGCUGCUGCUGCUGCUGCCCCCGCUGCGCCUGCAAACACCAACGGCACCACCGCCACCGGCGACAAGCCCGCUGCUGCUGCCGCCCCGCCGCUUACCCUCGGCAGCAGCCCCCUCCAUUCCCUCGGAGCAACGCCCGGGUGACAUCUGCUGCUGUGGCUUAGGACUAGCGUAGACAGGACGGCG
Astrephomene gubernaculifera is the source of this 1681-nucleotide messenger RNA. NCBI's taxonomy places the organism in Eukaryota, Viridiplantae, Chlorophyta, Chlorophyceae, Chlamydomonadales, Astrephomenaceae. The record is from the annotation of a GenBank genome assembly.